AACGUGGCGGGAAAAUGUAGUAUGAUCGUUCGUGUUUUUCGUUGUUCGAUUUAAAACUAAUUUUCGUGUGUCUGGAGAAGGUGGUCGUUGUGACGUGACGAACGAUUACGACGUGUUUUCUUACAUCACGAUGUUUUGUGCUUAACGAAACAUCACCCUCAGUGUAAAUAUUAGCACCUAAGGAGACAGAUUAAAUACUAUUUCUACGAUAUACAAAAUAAUGUAAACUAAAAAUCAAACUCCAGACAAAUCUGUCCGGCAGAUAAACAAAAUCGAAGGUAUUGAAAAAUUUAAUGUUAUUUCGCGUAGUCGCCUACAUGCAAAGAUGCUUGAUAGAUUGUAAACCAAUAGAAAAAUCGAAAUACAAAUUUUUACGUAUAAAUCAGUAUCAUCUAAUGGUAUUUUAGAUGGUUUUUUUUUGAGUUAGAAACAUAAUUAUGUUUCUGAAUAAUCGAAUCAAAAAUAACGAUCACUGGAAAGGACAUGAUCAUCUUUUUAUGGAUGCUAUUUUUCAGUUACUUAUGGGAUACCAACUACGGAUAUGUAGAAAUAGUUGAAACUCAAGGUUGCGACACCUGCAAGUUGAUGCUGACGUGUCGCCAUCUGACAGACGUGAUCGCUAUUCUGAAAGUCGAUUUCGUCGGGAUUCAAUCAAAUGGUAUUUUCGAAGUUUCCUCGAGAAACAAUACAUUCGUUAGUGUUAUUAACCCGCCUACUUUCCCUCCAGUCCAUCCCAGGGACGUACUUAAUGCAAGAUGUUCAGGUUUAAAUCAUUGCAGUUUUAUUUUUUCCGAAGACUGUCCAGGUUCGGAAAUAUUUGGUAGAGGAAAUAUAACGAUCGAAUAUGCUUGUAUCACGCAAGACAGAAUUCAUAAUUAUUGCAACGAUAUCAUCCAGCUCUCGGAUUUGUAUGCAAAAGGACUUUCGGAUGGAUACAUUCAUAAUCCCGGUUAUCCUAGAUUCUAUUCGGGACCGGAAUGUAAAUGGAAAAUCGUGGGGCAGGAUAAACAACGUAUUAAAAUAACUAUUCUCGAUAUAGCUUUAAUAGUUGAUCGGCCUAACUGUGCGGAUGUUCUAGAAAUAAAAGAUACAGAACAAGUUAUAUAUUCGACGUGUCGACAGGAACAUCCCCCUUCUGAAAUAAUUUCAGGAACCGAGUCGAUUGAAAUAGUACUGAAAUCUACACAAACGUUUAACCCUCGUAGAGGUGUUUUUAUACAUUAUACUGCUAUUGGAUGUCCCGAUAUUGAAAUUCCCCAAGACGCCUACUUAAUUUAUAGAAAUAUUAAUUUAAUGGUAUUUAGUUGCUGUUUAGGAUACACUUUUCCGGAUACGCGUACUAGAAUCAAAACCGUCGGUUGCCAGGGGGCGUUAUGGAACACUACACUGCCACUUUCGCAUUGUCAAAAAUCAACUACUCCAUAUUGGAAGGAAUCAAAAGAAAUAAUAAGAAUAUUUCCUAGUAAAGAGGAAGACAAUAUGGCUUCAGAACUAGUUUUACCAGCCACUUUAGUCGUAUGUCUAUUUGCUAUAAAUGCUGUAGUCAUAUUUUUCAUAUACAGGGCGAAAAAAAGGCAGGAAGUGACGGACGUAAAAGAAGAAGAAUUGAAUUCUUUCACACAUUCUUCACCUGUUGUAUAAGAAUUGCCUUAAUUUAUUUGUAUAAAAAAAUAUUUUUUCUUAUUAUAUGUCGGAAUAUAUAUUGUUAUUUCACAUUUUGACUUGAAAUAUAAAAAAAAAACAGUAGAUUUGUUUGUUAUUUAAUCAUUAAAUAAAUCUAUGUUCAAUUAAGUCGUAA
Molecule: messenger RNA, 1798 nt
Organism: Diorhabda sublineata
Lineage: Eukaryota; Metazoa; Arthropoda; Insecta; Coleoptera; Chrysomelidae
Exons: 9
Coding region: 484-1641 (385 amino acids)
Source: RefSeq, a predicted model, not a curated record